AUCCGCGAUCGUUCCGUCUGGGUAUUGCUUCAAAACAACCAAUACGCGUCGUUACCGCCUCGACGAGAGAGAACCCAAUUGCUAUAAAUUGUCUUCGUCUAGUAUCAGUCCGAACGAGGCAACCGAUCGAAGCGGUUCGACAAAACUUAAGAUUGAACGCCACGCGCUAUAACGCAAACCAUGCAACCCCGUAUCCUACACUUGACGGUGUUGGCCACCAUCAUUGGUGUGGCCCUGACGGCUAACGUUCCCAGCACCCCUGGUCGAAAGCUUAACAUCCCAGCUUUCAGCAAUGCUGGCAAAACCAAGGGCAUCGAAAUUUGGCGCAUCGAGAACUUCCAACCCGUUGCCGUUCCGAAGGCCGAGUAUGGAAAGUUCUACACGGGAGAUUCGUACCUUGUUCUAAACACUAACGAAGACAAAAACAAGAAGAAGUCCUAUGACGUGCACUUUUGGCUGGGCCUGAAAACCACCCAAGAUGAAGCGGGAUCCGCUGCCAUCUUAACCGUACAGUUGGACGAUCUGCUGGGAGGAGGUCCAGUUCAGCACCGCGAAGUGGAAGGUUCCGAAUCGGAUCUUUUCCUAAGCUAUUUCAAGGGCGGCAUCCGAUAUCUGGAAGGUGGAGUAGCAUCCGGAUUCAAGCACGUACAAACCAAUGCAGCGCAUCCGAAACGUCUCUUCCACGUCAAGGGAGCCAAAAAUAUCCGUCUGCGACAGGUUGAACUGGCCGUAUCUGCCAUGAACAAGGGAGACUGCUUUAUCCUUGACUCCGAUCGCGAUGUUUUUGUCUGGGUUGGACCAAAAGCCAAUCGCGUUGAGAAACUGAAGGCCAUCAACGUGGCAAACGAUAUCCGCGAUAGGGAUCACAAUGGACGUGCCACGGUUCACAUCGUUGACGAAUUCUCCACGCUCACAGAUCAGGAGAACUUCUUCAAGUCGCUUGGUUCGGGAUCGCCAUCAACCGUCCCAGAUCAAUCAACGGCCAAGGAAGAUGCGGCGUUCGAGAAGUCCGAUGCCGCUCGAGUGGAACUCUAUAAGGUUACCGACUCCAAAGCUGGAAAACUGGCCGUUGAGCCGAUUACUCAGAAAUCACUGAAGCAGGAGAUGCUGAAGCCCGAUGAUGCUUUCAUCCUGGACACCGGCUCCGGAUUGUACGUCUGGAUUGGAAAGAGUGCCACCCAACAGGAGAAGACCCAAUCUCUGGUGAAGGCACAGGAGUUCAUUAAGAACAAGAAGUACCCCGCUUGGACCCCAGUGGAACGGAUUGUGCAGAAUGCCGAAACGGCACCGUUCAAACACUUCUUCCAGACCUGGCGCGAUGCUGGAUCCACCGGAUCCAGACUUGUUUGAGGAACGUUUUUUUUAAACGUGAUGGGCGUUGACCUUAGUUAAAAAUAAUAUAAAAAUAUUACGACUCAAAUGCUGUAAAUAAAGCAAGAUUCUCUAAUGAGUUUUU
Molecule: messenger RNA, 1456 nt
Organism: Aedes aegypti (yellow fever mosquito)
Lineage: Eukaryota; Metazoa; Arthropoda; Insecta; Diptera; Culicidae
Product: gelsolin
Exons: 3
Coding region: 181-1350 (389 amino acids)
Biological process (GO): barbed-end actin filament capping; actin polymerization or depolymerization; actin filament severing
Cellular component (GO): actin cytoskeleton; cytoplasm
Molecular function (GO): actin filament binding; phosphatidylinositol-4,5-bisphosphate binding
Source: RefSeq, a predicted model, not a curated record